Messenger RNA from Falco peregrinus (peregrine falcon), 2590 nucleotides. RefSeq names its product zinc finger protein 345-like. The record is from RefSeq and is a predicted model, not a curated record. Gene Ontology annotation, biological process: regulation of DNA-templated transcription. Lineage: Eukaryota; Metazoa; Chordata; Aves; Falconiformes; Falconidae.
UUUUUUUUUUUUUUUUUUGGGGUGGGUGGGGGAGGGUGGGCAUCUCCGGGCUUUGCCGACAGCACCUCCCAAGCCGGAGACUGCAGGAUGGCAAACUACCGGAGAAUAAAUGAAGCAGGCUGAGAUGCUGCUGGGGGUUUAACAGAGAAAGAAAAAAAAAAAAAAAAAAAAAAAAACAGAAAAAAAAACCAAACUGCAGGAGGGAUCUGCGGUCCAUGCUUGAAAUCGCCCAUUUAUUCCUGGCAUCGGGGGUCUGGUGGCACCAGCCAUGGAGCCGUACGUGCUGCUGGACCCACGGCAGAGAGCACUGUAUCGAGAUGUGAUGCAGGAGAGCUAUGAGACGCUGAUGGCACUGGAAUUCCCUGUUUCCAAACCCGAUCUGCUGUCCCGCUUGGACCACAGGGAUGAACCUACAGCCCUGGAUCUCCAUGUGCCCAGGGACACACCAACCGCAGAGGAUGGAGCAGGAGUGGAGCAGGAACCCCCUCAAGAAGAAGCUGCCGAGAAAGAGCCUGAAGUGGUGAAACCUGCAGGUGAGGAGCAUCCUUCAAGCCUCGCCAAGACUGGGGCAAAGGCAGGCAAAAGCAGGGGACCGGGAGAGACGGGCACGCGCCUGGGCGAGAGCCAGCCCAGCAACACGUGUGGCGAGUGUGGGAAGAGCUUCAGCCACAAGUCAGCCCUGGUGAAGCACCAGAAGAUCCACACCGGUGACCGCCCACACGCGUGUCCUGACUGCGGCAAGUGCUUCAUCCAGCGCUCGGACCUCACCAUCCACCAGCGGGUCCAUACAGGGGAGCGGCCUUACGCCUGCCCGGACUGCGGGCGCCGCUUCAGCGUCAGCUCCUCCCUGCUCACCCAUCAGCGUACCCACGCGCCCGGCGGGGAGAAACCCAACCGUUGCCCCCAGUGCGGCCGCAGCUUUGCCAAUCCAGGAGCCCUCGACCGGCACCAGAAGAGCCACCUGGGUGGGAAACCCUACGAAUGUGGUGUGUGUGGGAAAGCCUUCGCCUGGAGCUCCCACCUUGAGCGGCAUCGGCGCAUCCACACCGGUGAGAAGCCCUUCCAGUGCGCUGAAUGCGGCCGAGCCUUCGCCUGGAGCUCCCACCUCGACCGCCACAUGCGCACCCACGCUGCCGCUGCUACCUCGGAGGAUGAGGAGGAUGGGGAAGCAGUGGAAGACCCCCCCCCCCCCAAGAAAUGUGCCGACUGUGGCAAGCGCCUCAACCACCAGACCGACCCGCAGCGCUUCAAGCACAAGGGCACCCAGACACCACCGUCCGGUGCCAAAGCCACCAGCAGCCCCCCACGGCCCUACCGCUGUGAGCAGUGCGGCAAAUGCUUCGGUCAGAGCUCCAGCCUCCUCAAACACCAGCGUGUCCACACUGGCGAGCGGCCGUACCCCUGCCCGCACUGCCAGCGCUGCUUCCGCUGGGGCUCAGCCCUGGCCAAGCACCAGCGCACCCACGCCCGGCAGCAGCAAGCUGGUGACUCCACUAACGCCGUGCUGGCAACCGCUGAGGAAGCCGUCACUGGAGGAGGGGGCAAACCCUACCCGUGUGGGGCGUGCGGGAAGAGUUUUGGCUGGGUCUCACACCUGGAGCGCCAUCGCCGCAUCCACACCGGGGAGAAGCCCUUCCGCUGCGGGGAGUGCGGGCGGGCGUUCGCCGUCAGCUCCCACCUGGAACGGCACCGCCGGGUGCACACUGGGGAGCGGCCCUACCGCUGCGGCGAGUGCGGGAAGAGCUUCGCCGUCAGCUCCACCUUGCUGGCUCAUCGCCGUACCCACGCCGCCCAGCCGGGCCGACCCCACGCCUGCCCUGAGUGUGGCAAGGGUUUCAGCACGCCGGCCAGCUUGGAGCGGCACCGGCGGCUUCACCGCGGGGAGAAACCCUACCAGUGUGGCGUCUGUGGCAAAGGCUUUGCCUGGAGCUCCCACUAUGACCGGCACCGGCUCACCCACACCGGUGAGAAACCCUUCUCCUGCGCCCACUGCGGUAAAUGCUUCGGUCGCAGCUCCCACCGCAACCGGCACCAGCGUGCCCACACGCAGGGCGGCCCAGAGAAGCGGCACAUCUGUCCCGAGUGUGGCAAAGCCUUCGGCCUCGGCACGGCCCUGGCAGCUCACCAGCGACUGCACAGCACCAGCGCCGGGGGCCACAGGCCCCUCUCCUUGCUGCCGCCGGCGUGGUGGGAGGGGGAGCGGGAAAGCGACACAGCUUGGGUGUACGGGAGUGGACCCGUUGGUAAAAUCAUCCAGGGAACCCCCUUCCGUGGGGGACUUUUGGGGGGCAAACAGCUCAGAGAAGAGCUACGGGGACCUGCAUCCGUCACCAGCUCAGCUGCUUCCUCGCUGGGACCCCCGAAAUGCUGCUCGAGUUGCACUAAGGGCAGUUUGGGAUGUGUCAAGCCGGGAAUUCGGCAGGGGUGGAGAGGCUGGGUUCCCUCGGCUCGCGUUAGCAGGUAAUAAAAGUAGAAGGCAGUUCAGCAAAAAAGAAAAACCCCUUCACAUGUCUCGGCCUGGUUUUGUCUUUGGAGAGGGGGAAGAUGCUCGUGGUGUUUCCCGCCGGCAGCAGGGAGAAGCGAUGAGGCC